GCCGGCUCACAAUGGUCAUCAGUUGUUCAAACAGCCAUUUAAUCAGUAAUUUAUAUCACCAGAAGCCAGUAUUGUUGCUGUAUAUCUAUUUAUACCGCUAAUUUAUUGAUCUUCAUUGGUUUUACCAUUACCUGAUUAACCAUGAAGUUUAUUUUGGUUUUGGCAGUUUUGAUCGGUGCUUGCAGCGCAAAAGCACUGGAUAAAAGAGCAGCUGGUGACCAGAACCCGAAAGUUUUCUCUGCGUUGGACAAACUGCGAGGUGGAGCUAAUCGUCAGCUGAGUGUUGAUCAGAUUCAAGAGCUAUGGCUUAGUGUUAAACCUGGUCAAGAUUUCCCGUUGAUUGCUGAGAUUCCCAAAGGAAAUGUUGACUGCGCGCAGUUUAAGCAACCCGGUUUCUAUGCGGAUGUGGAUGCCGGUCAAUGCCAGGUGUUCCACCGAUGUGACGUUAAUGGAAACCUCACCAGUUAUCUCUGCCCCAACAUGACGUUAUUCAAUCAAAUCACUUUGAUUUGCGACUGGUGGUUCAACAUUGACUGCAGCCAGGCCAAGCAGUUCUAUGACUACUCCAACAGCCGUCUCUACCAGGAAAACCUUGUUCUCUUGGACGACGAACCAGAAUACGUAAUGCAAGCGAAAGGCGCCGUUCAGACAUCAGGCGAAGCUGCUCCAGCGGAAGCCAAACCUAAGAAGAACAAAGGCAAGGCCAAAGCCAAGGCGGCCGCGGCUGAGUAAAAGGUCACUUGGGAACAUUACCGGCAAAUCCAAAGCACAAAAUGUUUACCAUGGUACUGCGAUGGAAACGUCAAAGAGAACAAUAAACAGCAAUCCUGGAUUGAGCUGUUCCAUGUACGCAACACCGACGGUUUUGCCCAGGUAUCUCAGCAGUAUUUCCUGUAUGAUGUACUGAAUGUUUACAAUGGUGAUUGUACGUUUCCUGGCUUUGUUUUCUUAUUUAAACUAACCUUUCCUGUUAACUGCUUUUCCUAUCAAAGCUGGUCUGCUAGUCUUUUUCGUCUCUGCUUCAGCCAACUUCUAAGAAAGUCAGAAAAAUAAAACUUUAAAAUCG
Molecule: messenger RNA, 1066 nt
Organism: Paramacrobiotus metropolitanus
Lineage: Eukaryota; Metazoa; Tardigrada; Eutardigrada; Parachela; Macrobiotidae
Exons: 3
Coding region: 142-732 (196 amino acids)
Cellular component (GO): extracellular region
Molecular function (GO): chitin binding
Source: RefSeq, a predicted model, not a curated record